UUUGACUAUUAGCUUUGAGAUUGUCAGAGAAAUUUUGCUAUUAGCAUCUUUUAUUUGUGCUCUUAAGCAGAGCCCCAGCCUGCUGUGUCUUUGACUGAAAUGACACUCCUCCUUCCUUGAUCUAAAUAUCUCUUGGUUUCUUCCUCUUGUUUAACCUACAGUUUAGUCUAUAAUUUCAUGAUAUUGUGGACACAAGUGAUCCAGGAAUAAUGCCACACCGUCAGAAUCUUGUUUUCAUUGCUCUUGUAUUCUUUGGGACCGUAUUGAGUGGGCUCAUUUACCUACACACCAACCAGAACAGUUGCAAACAACAGAUAAUAGGAAAAGUCUUCAUAAAGCCAGAGGAGAAGCAUAAAAACUUUGGAUUGCACUCAUCUCCGGGGUUUCUGUACAACCAGCCCAGUGUGCUGGUAGGUCGGACAGACGUUGUAUCUAUGACCCCAUGGUUAGCCCCAAUCAUUUGGGAAGGAACCUUUGACCCAACACUGAUUGAUUCUAUCUACAAACAACAUAAUCUCACCAUAGCGACCACUGUCUUUGUUUUGGGAAAAUACACACGUUUUCUCAAAGAUUUUCUGGAGUCAGCAGAGGAGCAUUACUUUGUUGGAUUUCGGGUGCAUUACUACUUGUUUACAGAUCAACCAGAAGCAGUUCCUGAAGUAAAGAUGGGUGAAAAUCAUCUUUUGACAGUUCGGAGGGUUCCGAGUAUGGACAGAUGGCAGGACAUCAGUAUGGGCAGAAUGGAAAUACUGGAAAAACUAAUGGAGAACGAACUGGCCAAUGAAGCUGACUAUAUUUUUUGCCUGGACGUGGAUACAAAGUUCUAUGGCCGCUGGGGGUCGGAGUCUUUGAGUCGUCUGGUCGGUGUGAUACAUCCUUGGUUCUUUGAUUAUCCAAGGGAUCAAUUCACAUAUGAGCGUAGACCAGAGUCUCAAGCAUUCAUUCCAGCUGGGGAAGGCGAUUAUUAUUACACUGCUGCUGCAUUUGGAGGCUCACUGGCGGAUGUACAUCAUCUCACCAAAACCUGCCGGGAGCAGAUGAACAUUGAUGCAACAAACUCCAUUGAGGCGAUAUGGCAUGAGGAGUCUCACUUGAACAAGUACUUCCUUUAUAACAAACCCAGUAAACUGCUCUCUCCUGAAUAUCUGUGGCGGGACAUCAGUAUCAGUGUAGGCCAAGUGAAAAUAAUUCGCUUCUCUCAUGUAGCUAAAAACAAUGCAGAAGUUCGCCCAAAUGUGUAACAGCUGUUGCCAGCAUUCAGCUGGCAGGCCUACUGAAAGGGAAUCUCAAGUCUGUCCACAAAUAAUACUGACAUGAGGGACAUUGACAUCUGCCACCAAAGUCAUAGUCAUGAACAAACAAUUAUGAGCAUAAUGUUGGUAUGUGGUGCCAGGAACAAAUCUGCCCAAAUCUUUUUUAAUUAACACUGAUAUAAACUUUUCACAGUACUCUUUAUUGUGUUUGUGCAAUCAAAAAAAAAAAAAAAAAAAAAAAAAAGAAAUUCAAAGAGAGUUAAGGGAAGACAUUUAGCUACAGAAAACAGGUCUGAAGCUGAACCAAUUGUGUAUACUUGAAAAAAAUAUAAAUAAUUUUUCUGGGUACUACUGCAUAAAUAUGAUUUUAUUUUUCAGCAUGAUCUCAUUACUAUUCAUAGUUAUUUGCAUGCAAGGUUGCACCCAUGAGAAAAAUGUAAUACUAAUGCAAUACUAGAAAUUGCAGUUAAGGCAUGACCAAUGGACAGAAAAAUGCUCAGUGGGUCAGCAGGGUCAGACAAAAACAGGUGGAGAAAAAAAAACUUCAAAAAAAAUUAAGAAUUAAGGUGAAUAAUUAAGUGUGAAACCAUCAGGAACCCUUUAGACUCCAGUGGCACCAUUUUCCAGAAUUGCAACCUACCUGGAAUCUCCAGAAGUGCAAGGUCUCAGGAUCUCAGAGACUUUGCUAUGGUAAAGAAUCCUAAAAAAUGACCCCCACUUAAUACGAAUCAUAAGCUGAAGUGUUGUAAAAUACAUGAAUACUGUUUUUUUAUAGGCUUUAUAGACAGACAGAUUGAGAGUGACUCUUGAAGGACCAACAGCACAUCCUCUUCUACCACUGUUUGAAGAAUUUUUCUUCCAGAAUCUGGCAGUAAGCAUUGAAGUUUUUACAACAUUUCAGCUUUUGAUUCUUAUUAAGUGGAGGUCAUUUUUAGGAUUCCACUGGUCAUGCCUUAACUUUGCAAUUUCUAGCAUUAGUACUGCAUCCUUCUCAUGAGCAUUUAACAAUUUUUGACUUUUCAGUGUGUUAAAUCUCUUUUUGUCUCAUUUUAUCUGUAAAAGAAAACCUGCCUAAUAAUUAUGCACAUUUCCAGCCUCUAUGAACAAUUAUAUAUCACUUAUAAAUGAUUAAAUACAAAAUUAAUAGUAUUUAUUAAGAUUGGUGGUUUGGAAAUGGUAAAAUGUGAAAAAAAAAAAAUCAGAAAAUCAAUUUGCCUAAUAAUUCUGCACCCGGUGAAUACAAAGAUAAUGUGUAGAUAAAUGUACAGUGACAAUAUACUAAUUAAGCAUGCUGAAUUUUGUUAAAAGUGAUGAAACUGUACAUAUUUAAUGUCAAUAAUUAAAAAAUUGCAGUGGUGUUUUUAGUCUUAGGGGGUAAUUUUUAGUCUUCUGUUGUGUUGAUUGGUUUUGUGAUAAUGGUUUUAUGUUUAUUUUUUUAUUGAUUUAAUAAAAGUAUGGAUUAAAUCUC
Megalobrama amblycephala (Wuchang bream) is the source of this 2721-nucleotide messenger RNA. Its product is annotated as histo-blood group ABO system transferase 2-like. The record is from RefSeq and is a predicted model, not a curated record. Gene Ontology annotation, biological process: carbohydrate metabolic process. Gene Ontology annotation, molecular function: hexosyltransferase activity. The transcript has 7 exons. Gene Ontology annotation, cellular component: membrane; Golgi apparatus; vesicle. Lineage: Eukaryota; Metazoa; Chordata; Actinopteri; Cypriniformes; Xenocyprididae. Bases 210 to 1241 code for a protein of 343 amino acids.